Arabidopsis thaliana (thale cress) is the source of this 1025-nucleotide messenger RNA. Its product is annotated as Adenine nucleotide alpha hydrolases-like superfamily protein. Lineage: Eukaryota; Viridiplantae; Streptophyta; Magnoliopsida; Brassicales; Brassicaceae. The record is from RefSeq and is marked reviewed. The transcript has 3 exons. The coding region runs from base 168 to 1025 and encodes 285 amino acids.
AGCUUGACAAAAAGAAAAAAACAACAACGUGUGGAACCAUUAACAAUCAAACAUCUUUAAUGGCACGCACGUCCUCUCUCAAAAAAUUUCCUCACGUAUACAUACGCUCAAAACAUUCAAGAACCAAUGCUAAGGUUCCCAUUUGAGUUCUUUUUGUAAACAAAAACAUGGCGAGAUCGCUCAAGAAAUCAGCCAAGUUGAGUCUAAGAAGAGUCCGGAUCAAUUCACCUUCGAUUAGGUUCAAACCGGACUCGAGUUCCAUAGAGAGAGACCAAAGAAUCGAGUUUCUAGGCGAAAAUGGUGAUGAUGCCGGAUCCGGAGAAGAAGACACCAAAGAAGCAAACAAUGAAAGUGAAGAGGUUGAAGAUAAGGAAGAAGAAAGAGUCAAAGUAAUUGUAGAGGAGGAAGAAGAAAAAGAACAAGAUGAUGCCAAGAGCUUUAACAUUGGAGGCGGAGAAGGAAAAAAAGAGGCGGUGGCAGCGGUUGAGGCGGUUGAGGAGGAGGCGGAAGGCGGGAAUAGAGUAAUGGUGGUGGUUGAUAAAGCGCUUGCUUCUACCGGAGCUUUAGAAUGGGCUAUUACGCAUACUUUACAACCACAAGACACUCUUUUUCUGUUAUACUUUGCAAAACCGUUUAGAAAAAGUAAAAGGAAGAACCGAAAACGCGAGGUGAAAACCGAUGAAUUGGUCCAUACUUUAAAGAAACUGUGCCAAACGAAACGACCCGGGAUAGAAGUGGAGAUAAGGAGGUUAGAGGGGAAAGACAAAGACAAAGGGCAGAAGAUAGUUGAAGAAUCAAAGAAACAACAAGUGAGCCUUUUAGUGGUUGGACAAGAGAAGAAACCUCCGGUCUGGAGGCUAUUGAAGAGAUGGGCGUGGAAGAGACGCCGUGGACACGAAGGUGUUCUCAAAUACUGCCUCGAAAACGCCUCUUGCAUGACAAUCGCGGUUAAACCCAAGAACCGCAAGCUCGGCGGUUACUUAAUCACCACCAAACGCCACAAAAACUUCUGGCUUCUCGCUUGA